UUUGCCUUGCUCAUUUAAUAUGUAAGGACCUGCAGCUGCAGUUGGCUCCUGAUUUUUGCUUGCCCCACCCACAAGCAGAGGGUUUGAGGAAAGCGAAAUGGCGGCAUCGUGGAGCGCUAUCAGGCCUUAAAUGUACGUGCGGGAGUCAGACCUGGAAUAUGAGGACCACCCGGGUCACAUAUAGGCCUGCCGAGGCCCCUUCAACUCGAGUGUCUGAACGGAAAUUUGAUUUCUCUUCCAUUUCAUCUUUCAUAUUUGUUUUUCAAGACAAGCUGUAGGUCAAAAUACAACUAACGUUUGCUAUAAUCGCUAAGCUAUUGCAUUUGAUUAGAGAUGUAGGGAUCCGUAGGAAACUGGUGUGAAGAUUUGUUUAAACUCACAGUCUACAUCUGAACAGCGAGCACCAUCCUAUGUAGCCAUUGCUACUCAGAGAUCACCAGGUUUCACUGCUAGCUAGUGCCAUUGUUUACAUGAAAGAGUGGGUGGUCCCCAAUUACAGAGGGGUGGGGAUAUUAAAACACCAGGUCAAAUGUUCAUUGGUUGGCCCAAACAAAGUCCAUUUUCUACAUAGAAAAAUAAGGUCCUUGUUUAGAUUUGCCCAUUUAAAAAAGGGAAGUGACCAAAAUUUCAUUUCCGCUGAAAACCACUCAUCAAGUAAAUGUGACUGUCUGACAAUAUUCAACUAGUGCCCUAGAGUUUCCUCAUUCGACCACGUAUCUGCUAUGGGUUCAUAUUUUUCACAAAAGACUUAGUUGUUGGAAUCGCAAUGGACCUCAAAGCAUUUUACAUCUUCUGUGUGCUGUUCUCUCUUUUGUCAGGAGAGCACUGUGGCCAAACAGUGUACGGUAAGAUAGGAGAAAACGUAUACAUACAUCUGCGGGAGUCACACGGAAGGUCUUUCUCUGAUUUUCAAUGGAGGCGCCAAGAUAUGCUUAUAGCCAAGAGUGCAAGUUCUAUUAACACUUUUGCAGAGGUUUUUAGUAAUGGAACACUGAGACUGCACAAUGUCAGGAGAAACUGUAGUGGAGUUUAUACUGUUAGUGCCUACGAUGCCAAUGGCACGGUCCAUCUGAAGGAGAGCUCUCACUUGGUUGUGAUUGAUCCUCCGGUGGUUGAGCUUGUUGUCUGUAGACUGGGAGUUUCUGUGUUACACUGUGCGGGGGAAAACGGGCCUGAUGCCGUGUAUGAAUGGAGAGUCAGCAUCCAGAACCAGGGACGUCUAAAGAUCUCCAUUCAUACAGGGAAAUUUGUGGCUCCAGAAUAUUCAACUGGAAACAUCUCCUGCUCUCUGAAAACGGGCAACUAUAGCAGUCAGAGUGCAUCUUAUUCCCUGUACUGUGCAGGAGAGAACUGUGGCCAAACAGUGUACGGUAAGAUAGGAGAAAACGUAUACCUACAUCUGCGGAAGUCACACGGAAGGUCUUUCCCUGAUUUUAAAUGGUGGCAUCAAAAUGCAAUUAUAGCCAAUACAGCACGUUCUUUUAACACUUUUGCAGAGGUUUUUAGUAAUGGAACACUGAAACUGCACAAUGUUGGGAGAAACUGCAGUGGAGUUUAUACUGUUAGUGCCCACAAUGCCCAAGGCAAGCUCAGUCUGAAGGAGAGCUCUCACUUGGUUGUGAUUGAUCCUCCGGUGGUUGAGCUUGUUGCCUGUAUCCUGGGAGUUUCUGUGUUGUACUGUGCGGGGGAAAACGGUCCUGAUGCCGUGUAUGAGUGGAGAGUCAGCAUCCAGAACCAGGGAGGUCUAAAUGUCUCCAGUCAUACAGGGAAACAUGUGACUCUGGACUAUUCAACUGGAAACAUCUCCUGCUCUCUGAUAAUGGGAAACUAUAGCAGUCGGAGUGCGUCUUAUUCCCUGUCCUGUGCAGAAACACAGUGGUGUGUCAGUCUCGGGGUUACUGUCAUGCUGGUCCUUCUUUGCUUCAUGGCAUGUGGAAUUUCAGUCGGUGUACAAAUAUGCCGCAAGCGACAGAAUUCAAGUAUGCAGAAGAGCAUCUCUGAACACACACCACGUCAAACCUUGAAGCAGAUGGGCUACAGCAGCAGAAGACCACACCGGAUGCCACUCCUGUCACCUAAUGAAGUGGCUGAUGAGAAGUCUGAAGGAUCUGGUCCCUUUCUUGAGAUGACCCAUGUAUUGUUCACAGUGAAGUCAGAUUUGGAAAAGGACAAAUAACUUUUUCAUCCCUUUUAUUAAUAAAUCACUGUAAAAAUCUAUUUCAUUAAAACAAAAAUGCUGUCUAUUUCAGAAAACAACAAAGUAUUCUAUUUUCAUAAAAAAAUUAAAUAUUUAGAAAGUAGUAAUUCUGUACUUUUGUAUUUUUAAGAAUAAAGGACUUAUGUAACUUUCACGUGAGUAUAUUUGCUUGUUACAAUGUACAUAAAUGUGACGUGUUUGCUCUUACCUUUUUGGGGAUAAACAUGAGGCAAAGAUUGCGGGUGUGUUUAAAAAAAAAACUUUAACUAAAUUGCAGAAAAAACUACUUUUGCAUGAUUAUUUUAUGAUGUCUUAUUAUGAUCCGGCUUUGUAGUGGAGUUAUAAUAUGUAUUUCAGUGAAUAUUUCAGAAAGGUUUCAGCACUGUAAAGAUCGGCUUCCCUGAGACGGUUUCUGACAGUUUGUGCAGAAAUUCCUUGGUUGUGCAAACCAGCAGUUUCAUCAGCAGUUGGCAUGGCUGGUCUCAGACGAUGCUGUCGGUGUAGAAGCUGGAUGUGGAGGGCCAGGGUGGUCGUGGUUACACGUGGUCUUGAGGUCGCG
Messenger RNA from Anguilla rostrata (American eel), 2756 nucleotides. RefSeq lists its product as uncharacterized. The transcript is spliced from 8 exons. Lineage: Eukaryota; Metazoa; Chordata; Actinopteri; Anguilliformes; Anguillidae. The coding region runs from base 767 to 2176 and encodes 469 amino acids. The record is from RefSeq and is a predicted model, not a curated record.